Messenger RNA from Cylindrotheca closterium, 1689 nucleotides. The record is from the annotation of a GenBank genome assembly. Lineage: Eukaryota; Bacillariophyta; Bacillariophyceae; Bacillariales; Bacillariaceae.
AUGAAUCUUCCACACGAAGGCGCCAAGGAGAAAAAGUUGCCGGAACAGGCCAAGGGAAAUCCUGCCUAUGAGCAAACUCCCGAGGACAUGCCCUUGUGGUGUUGCGGACGGAACUGUGGUCGUAACUCACGAUUGACCGUCUUUGUCUUGUCCUUUAUUGGAAUUCUCUGUUCCAUUUUCUUGUGUCUGUCACACGAUUAUUUCAAGUUUACUUCCAUUCGGAAUGAUACAUUCUACGAUGAAGACAAACAACAGCCGUUACCAUUUGAAUAUGCGACUGUGGCCAAGGUUGGUCUCUUUUGGUACCAAAUUGACGAAGUCUUUAUUUAUCCGUGGCCACCACCGAGAGAACGAAUGUUGUUUAGCGACAUGCUACAAGAUGAAGUAAAACGCAUUCAAAGCAACAACCCCAACAAUAAUGAUGAAGAAAGAAAGUUGCAGCUUACUGUCACUUCCACAUCCAUCCGACCCUCCAGUACUCCCUCCUUGGCUCCCUCCAUGAAUCCGUCCACUCCUACCGUCUCGGAAUCUCCCACUGGAGCUCCUUCCGGAAGUGGAGUGCCAACGGUCUCUCACGAGCCAUCCAUUAUUCCAUCUGCAUCGGCGCAACCGACGACAUCGGCAGCUCCUUCUGCUUCCAAGUCUCCCAGUUAUCAACCAUCCAUUGAACCCAGUGGAGCGCCAACCGUCACGGCAGCUCCCAGUAAAUGUGUGCCACCUUUGGAACCAGGGGCUGCCAUUGAUUGCGAACUGGCCAGCAAAUCCCCCACCAUGUCGCCGACGUCAGCUCCCACCAUUACCAAUCCCAAUGACAUUGUGGCUGCCACCACCCAACUGGGGAAGCGUCUGAAAUACGAAAAGGGAAUGGAUCAAUUUGAUUCCGUCUUUUACAAUGCGCAAUUGGGUGGUAUUUUGGGGCCUGUGUUUUGUGGGCUGGCCUUUUUGACGGGUACAGUGGAAUACUGUUGUUGCAUGUUCAAGUGUAGUUGGUUACCGACGGCCAUCUUUUUGUAUCUGGCCUUUAUGUUUCAGAUGUUUACUUUAUUCUUGUUCUUGUCGGAUGACUUUUGUAAAUACGAUCAAGAGUGCCGAUUGGGUUUUGCUGGCUUUGGUACCAUCCUUGCCACCCUUUGUUACUUCAUUUGCCAAAUGCUCAUUUGCUGUACACCGCGUCCACAACCUCUCUUCAAUUUAAUGAAACCAAAACCCAAGCGGGUCAAGAAGAGAUCGGGGGAUGGAGCGGCCUAUGAUGAUGGUGAAUAUUAUGAUGACGACCAAUAUUUUGAUGAUGAAUAUUAUGAUGAUGAGGGCACCUAUGAUCCACAUAAUGAUGAUGGCACUUAUGAUCAGAGCAGAGGAUACAACGAUGAUCCCUCCUAUUAUACCGAAAAUACCGGAGGUUACGACGACCAACCCAGAGGAGGUAUGGGUACUGUUCCAGAAGACCAAUCAUACUAUUCGAAUGACCAAUACGAUGACGGAACAGGAUCAUACUAUACGGACGACCAAGGAUAUGACGAUGGCACGUAUGACGACGGAACCUACAACCAAGGAUAUGAUGACGGAACGCAAUAUGACGAUCAAAGUCGGUUUGAUCAAUCAGCCUACUCCGGUGAUGACUACACACAGGGAACUGGUCAAUACGAUGACGACUACGAUCGUCGAGGUGGUGCGGGGGGUAUCGAUUAA